CCAUACUAUAGAUUUAAUGAUGUGAUGUACAGAUGGAUCUCACUGGAUAACUGGACUUACAGCAGGACAUUCAAACCUCCUUUUGACGUCCGAAAGUGGCAGAAAGUGAAUUUGGUUUUCGAGGGAGUAGAUACAGUAGCACAGAUUCUGAUCAACAAUAUCACUCUUGGGAGAACAGACAACAUGUUCAACAGAUAUAGCUUUGAUAUUACCAGCAUGAUCAAGGAGGUCAAUUUUAUCGAAGUCCGUUUCUUAUCAGCCGUUUCAUAUGCAGCAGAGCAGAGCAGAUGUCACAAAGCAUACAGCAUCCCCCCGGCGUGCCCUCCACCUGUGCAGAAAGGAGAGUGCCAUGCUAAUUUCAUCAGAAAGGAGCAGUGUUCAUUUAGUUGGGACUGGGGCCCUUCUUUUCCCACUCAAGGAAUCUGGAAAGAUGUUAGGAUUGAGACCUAUAACCAUUAUCACCUGAUUUACUUUUCUUUGACUUCUUUCUUUGUAAAGAGUGCUUGGCAGUGGAGUCUUGAAAUCGAGUCUAUUUUUGAUGUAGUCGGCUCCAAGCCAAUUGAAGGUCUUGUGACUGUGAACAUUCCCAAAUUGCAAACGCAGCAAACAUUCAGUGUGAAGCUUCAACCUGGAGAAGGCAGCAUUGUGCUGCUUGUAAACAUCAACAAGAGUUCUACAGUAGAGGCUUGGUGGCCAAAUGGACAUGGAAAACAAACUGGAUACAACAUGACAACAACUUUCAUCAUGGAGUCAGGAUACCAGAUUGAGAAAUUUUCAAAGGCCUAUUUUCGGACAGUAGAGCUUGUUCAGGAGCCUAUUCCUGGCUCACCAGGUCUGAGUUUCUACUUUAGAAUCAAUGGCCGACCCAUUUUCAUCAAGGGCUCGAACUGGAUUCCAGCAGAUUCUUUCCAGGACAGAGUGACCUAUGACACAUUAUGGUUACUCUUGAAGUCUGCAGCAGAUGCUAACAUGAAUGCACUUCGGGUUUGGGGAGGAGGAGUAUAUGAACAAGAUGAAUUUUAUGAUAUUUGCGAUGAACUAGGAAUAAUGAUUUGGCAGGAUUUUAUGUUUGCAUGUGCGCUAUAUCCAACUGACCAGAAUUAUUUAGAAUCUGUAAGAGCAGAAGUUUCUCAUCAGGUAAGGCGUUUAAAAUCCCAUCCAUCAAUUAUUCUGUGGAGUGGUAACAAUGAAAAUGAAGCAGCAAUUGCAAGCAACUGGUUCUCUAUACCUUAUGCUGACAGGGAAGUCUAUAUCAAAGACUACGUGAUGCUUUAUGUGAAGAACAUCCGAGAAAUAGUUCUUACUGAAGAUAAGAGUCGUCCUUUCAUUGCAUCCAGUCCUACCAAUGGCUUGGAGUCAGUUAAAGAAGGUUGGCUCUCCCAGAAUCCUUAUGAUACCCAUUAUGGUGACACUCACUUUUAUGACUACAGCAAUGACUGCUGGAACUGGACAGUGUAUCCUAAAACUCGUUUUGCUUCAGAAUAUGGAUUUCAAUCCUGGCCUUCCUUCAGUACAAUCGAAAAGGUUUCCUCCACUGAGGACUGGUCCUACACAAGCAAUUUUUCUCUCCAUCGACAACACCAUGAAAAUGGCAAUGAUCAGAUGCUUCAACAGAUUGGGCAUCAUUUCAAGCUUCCCCAGAGCACAGAUCCCAUAAAGAAGUUCAAAGAUAUGAUUUACCUCACCCAGGUGAUGCAGGCUCAAUGUGUAAAGACAGAAACUGAAUUCUAUCGUUUUAGUCAAAGUGAAAUAAUCAAGGGAGAAGGACACACAAUGGGAGCUCUGUACUGGCAACUCAAUGACAUUUGGCAGGCACCUUCAUGGGCUUCCUUGGAGUAUGGUGGUAAGUGGAAACUGCUCCAUUAUUUUGCCCAGAACUUCUUUGCACCACUGCUGCCUGUGGCCUAUGAAGACAAAGGUGUGUUGUACAUUUACGGUGUCUCAGAUCUUCAUGUGGACCACAAGCUGACUUUGAGGGUCGUUGUGCACGCCUGGAGUUCUUUGGAGCCAGUAUGCACCCUUGCCAAAGACAGUGUGACUGUUAAAGCACAAAGUGCUGUCCCCAUCUACAAGGAGUCCAUAAACGACUUGCUGGAAAGAUGCAGAAAUUGUACCAGGAAAAGCUGCAUUAUUACUUUCUGUCUUGUGGGAGAAGGUGGGCUCCAGAGUCCUACGAACCAUCACUUCCUUUCAUCUCUAAAGGAUGCAGUAGGAUUAGAAAACACCCAUCUUAGUGCCUCUGUAUCCCAACAAGAUGACAUUUAUGUAUUUGUUCUUCAGACCACUGCAAUUGCUCCUUUUGUUUCUCUGGAUGUAGGGAGUAUAAAAGGCAGAUUUAGCGAUAAUGGUUUCCUCAUGACCGAAAAGAAGAAAGUGGUUGUGUUUUAUCCUUGGGAACCUACCAGUGUUGAAGAUCUAGAAAAGUCACUAACCUUGACCUCUCUGGUGGACAUUGUCUAAGGAUACUUUGUUUCCUUCUAGAUAAGGAGUGAAACAGGAAGAGGAAAAAAUUAGAAGAAUUUGACUAAAGUUAAAGUGAUGUAC
Molecule: messenger RNA, 2544 nt
Organism: Fulmarus glacialis (Northern fulmar)
Lineage: Eukaryota; Metazoa; Chordata; Aves; Procellariiformes; Procellariidae
Gene: MANBA
Product: mannosidase, beta A, lysosomal
Exons: 16
Coding region: 25-2460 (811 amino acids)
Biological process (GO): glycoprotein catabolic process; carbohydrate metabolic process
Molecular function (GO): beta-mannosidase activity
Source: RefSeq, a predicted model, not a curated record